UUUCAAAAUAAAAUCUGGCAGCUCUGGUCAGUUACACGUUCGUUCUUGUCUUUCAAUUGCAUGAUGUAAACGAUGUAAACAAACGAUCAAGCGGUAUUUUACAUUAUAUACAUGGAUUUUUAUUCACUGCAUCGAGAAUGGCAAAUUCACCAGUACCAGGCACAAGCCGAAGAUGCUCUGGUCGACUUUCCCUUUCACGGAAAUUUGCUGAUACCUCGAGAUCUAGCUCUCGCUGUUCUGUGAUAAAAACACCACUACAUCUAUCUCCGGUGCAUUCCGACGAGGAUACAAAACUGAUGCACAUUCUCUCACAGAAUCCGUUCCGACUUACAGAUCGGACAUUGGCGGAGGAGGAUGAUCUCCUUUCAGAAGUGCCCGAUGCACUCACGAUAUCUUCGAACGAAGCAAUCAAGGAGCAAAAGGCAUUUCACGAACAAUCUGUGAUUUCGAUUAGUAGCGGAAGCGAUCAAGAAUUGAGUCCCACGCCGCGAAAAAGUACAAUCGCGGAAUUUUUUACACCAGUCAGACAUAAUUCAACGACUUCCCGAAUGCCCGUAAGCUCCAUUAUUUCUGCACAGAACACACCUUCCUGCAAAUCAUCCAAGACAAACACUAAAAAGGUGAACAGAAUACGAAAACAAAUAUGUAAGAGUACAAAUAUUAAAAUGCUUAGCAAAAAACAUUUUGAUGAUUCACAAAAAAGAAUAACAAACUUUUUCCUCAAAACUGAGGACAAAAACUUAUUUGGUUACCAUCGAGUGCUGAAGGAGUCAGCCAUGCCUGCGAUCAACACCGGAGACGCAGACAUCGAGGGUUUAUUAGACAUUAAUUUGAGUGAAAAAUCAAGUCCCUUGAGACCAAGCCAACUACAAGGGCCUUCUAUGAGUCCCGCACCGAAUGAUCCGAUAAAGAUUAUCGAACGAAUAGAAAAAGUUCAAAGUGCCUAUUACGAUAAAGAGAAAGAAGACUGGAACAUGGAGAAUAUAGAGGUCUCAGUUUUCGCUAGUAAGGACUCUGAGGAAACUGUAGAUUCUGGUUACUCAAAUGAUGGUCCCUUAGCGAUGGCAGGACCGUCGAAAAGUGAAGGCACCAGGAAACCAGCUUCGGUUAAGCGCAAAGAUUUAAAAACGAACAAAAAUUUGGGACCAAAAAUUUCUGCACAGGGAAUGGCUGAAAAGAAACGGAAGACAGUUUGUCCACGGUACAAAAUUAUCGCCGGAACGACUUUUGCUGUCGAUGCCUUCCGGUAUGGGGACAUCGAAGGUGUUUCGCACUAUUUUCUAACGCAUUUUCAUGCCGAUCAUUACAUUGGGCUAAAGCGAAGUUUCGCCAAACCGUUGAUAAUGUCCCCGAUCACGGCUCGCCUGGUGAAAGCUUUUAUCAAUGUAAGCGAGGAGUAUUACACGACCGUGGAAUUGCAUGUGCCGAUAGUAAUUGAUCAGGUUCGAAUAACGGCACUAGAUGCCAAUCAUUGCCCGGGAGGAGUUAUGUUUCUAUUUCAACUUCCCGACGGAACUAACAUUCUUCACACGGGGGACUUUCGUGCCAGUGCCGACAUGGAGGAGUAUCCAGAGUUCUGGAAUAUGAAUAUUGACAUUGUUUACCUCGACACGACGUAUCUGUCGUCAAAAUAUGCAUUCAAAUCGCAAUGGGAAAGUAUCACCGACGUAUGUAGUCAGAUAAGAUCAUUUUUAGAUCGAAAUAUUGGGACACGAGUGCUGAUAGUUUGCGGAAGUUAUUUGAUUGGAAAAGAGAAGGUGUGGGCCGAAGUUGCAACACAAUUUAAUUAUAAAGUUUGGACGGAGCCGAACCGAAGAAAAGCACUUAACGCGAUUGCCGAUGUCGAACAACAGAAGUUAUUGAUCGACAAUCCCAAGGAAGCAGAUGUUCAUGUUCUCUCGAUUAACACAAUAUCGUACGAUGGACUAGUUGCUUAUCUUGAUUCUUACCCAGAUCAGUACGACAGUGUUAUUGCAAUACGACCUAGUGGAUGGGAGAAAAACAGUCGUCCGCAGUUUCGCGGGAAGAUAAACAUAAUAGGUGUUGAGUACUCCGAGCAUUCCAGUUACGACGAAUUGAAACGAUUUGUUCGAUUUCUCCGACCACGGGAGGUUAUCAGUACUGUUCCGUAUGGUAAUUCCAACAUGAACAAAACCCCGCAAGUGCCUAACAGUUGGUAUCAAGGAGAGAUUAAACCCGAGCGGCAAGCGUUACAAAUGUCGAUGACAUCGUUCGUGAAAGUUUAUUCCAAACCAACUCCGAAGAUGCAAACUAGGUCACAGAAAGUAGCAAGUAUGAGAGCCACCAGUAGCUCAAUUUUAUCGGAUCCUGUGCCAACGCGUGAUAAAAAAACUGUCCUGGGUAAGGAUACGAAGGAAGUUGUGCUGGUUGACACAGUUGUACAUUCCGAGACAAAUGAACAAGAUGGCAACGAUUCGGAUAGCGAUUGGACACCCUAGGUGAGGCCGUAGGAUACACAGGUAGAACCAGAAAAUUAUUGUUUGUGGAGAGUCAUUCCAGAGUAGGGUGUGCACGGCUGUAGAAAGUAUUCAUAUAGGUGAUUUUUUUGGUUCUUUCUGAAACAUUUCAUAGUGAUGCGAAUCCCCAGAAGAGAUAGCAUUUAGCCUGUAUUGAGGGUCUUAAAGAAAUUUGUUAAAAGUUACCAUAUUGUAUCAGAUGUUUUAAAAUGAUGUUUAUGCAAUAAACAAGCCAAAGCGAUAUAUUUCUACUCUACCAGUUAUUUAGAUGAUAAUUAACGUAUUAUUGCACUUUAGUCUAUUAUUUUAUAUUUUCAUCAUAUCCAUAGAUGUUUUUGAUUAAUCUAGUUGUUAUCUCAUAGUACGCGUUAUGAAUUUUAAAACAACUGUUGAUUUUUAGUCUCAAAUGUCUUUAAAUUUAUAAAAAUAAGCAAAAGUGGAUUGGACAAAGGAAAAAGAACGGUAUUCUAGCUUGACCAAACGUACUACAAGUACACAGAAGUUCAAUACCAGUUUGCAAAAAGUUAAAUAUAAAGAAC
Messenger RNA from Wyeomyia smithii (pitcher-plant mosquito), 3016 nucleotides. RefSeq lists its product as uncharacterized. The coding region runs from base 138 to 2459 and encodes 773 amino acids. NCBI's taxonomy places the organism in Eukaryota, Metazoa, Arthropoda, Insecta, Diptera, Culicidae. Gene Ontology annotation, biological process: interstrand cross-link repair; protection from non-homologous end joining at telomere; double-strand break repair via nonhomologous end joining. Gene Ontology annotation, molecular function: 5'-3' DNA exonuclease activity; damaged DNA binding. The transcript has 5 exons. The record is from RefSeq and is a predicted model, not a curated record.